AAUUAUUCGUUUUUAUUUAUUUAUUAAUUUAUGGUAAUCGAACAGCCACAAAAAGCUAGACAGUGUGACAGGCCCCAAUCGUAAAUAAAUUUAUCGAUAACAUAAGCCACUACAACGCUGUGGUGCGGUAGAAAAGUUAAAUUUCCAAGAAUUAAAAGUGGUUUGUUUUUAGUUUUCCAAGCAGAAUGAGCGAUGAGCAGCCGAUGGACGUGGAUCUGGGCCUCUCGUUCAGCAUCCGGGACUACGUGGUGAACCAGAAGAUGGGCUCCGGCUCCUUUGGGGACAUCUACCAGGCCAGGCAUCGCCAGACGGGGCUCCUGGUGGCCUUGAAGAUCGAGCAAAGUAAUGCGAGCAGCAGGCAGUUGUGCUUCGAGUAUCAGCUGUAUAACAUACUGCGCCAUGGCACUGGCAUUCCAAGGGUCUACCAUUUCCAAGCGGCCAGGACGUACAAUGUGCUGGUAAUGGAGCUACUGGGUCCCUCGCUGGAGGAUCUCUUCAACGUUUGCGAACGGAGAUUCUCCCUGAAAACGGUGCUCAUGCUGGCGGAGCAGAUGAUUGAACGGGUGGAGUUCCUCCACUCCCAUAAGUUUCUUCAUCGCGACAUCAAGCCCGACAACUUCCUGAUGGGCAGAGGCGACACCAGGAAUCGUGUAUACCUAAUAGAUCUGGGUCUGGCCAAGCGAUACUGGAAUGUGGUGGAGAACAAGCAUGUACGGCACAUGAUGGGCAGCCGCUUGACUGGCACUGCGCGCUACGCCUCCAUAAAUGCCCUGACUGGAGGAGAACAAUCCAGGCGGGACGACCUGGAGUCGCUGGGCUAUGUCAUCAUGUACUUUCUAAGGGGCAGCCUGCCCUGGCAGGGUCUCAAAGCCAACUCCAAGAUGCAGAAGCACGAGAUGAUUGCCGAGAUGAAGAUGUCCACGCGGCUGGACGACCUGUGCCUUGGUUAUCCGGAGGAGCUCUUCCACUUCAUUGAAUACAGCCGUGCCUUGGGCUUCGAGGAGCAGCCCAACUACCAGGCCAUCAGGCGAUCCUUUUUGGAUCUACUCCACAGUCUGAAGAUCACCAACGACAAGAUAUACGACUGGGACACACUUACCCAUAAGAAGGAGCAGCUGACCCAGGAGAAACUCGAGGAGGAGGAGGAGGGGGAAGUCGAAACACGAAUAGAAAUAGAAAUGCUGUAGCCAUGGCCUGUCAGAAAUGCCAAUUUAAAAUACACAAUCUGCCUGCUACCAAAAUGAGUCCAAUUAACAAAGCUGGGAUUUGUGCAACGUUUGCAUUCUGGGGGCAGAUUCGGGUGGAGGAGAGAUUCUCGAGCAGCAGCUGGCAGCAAUGUCCGUCAGAACGGGUAGAAUGGCAGCAAAAGUCAAUGGGGUGCUGCUGCUCCUUCUGCUGCUGCACAGUUUCAGCAUCAGCAGGGCUGGCAUCUGGGCAUCUAGCAAGUUUUGAACAAAUGAAAACGUAGCAAAUGACAGCAUCCAAUUUACGUUUGCAAUUAAACUGACACCGAACAGACACUUGAUUUAGUCGACAGGCAAAACCCUCGAACUUGGCUUCACACAUCCACCCACAAUUCCCUGGAGCAUGUGGAAAUGUCGAUUUCUGGACGUGGCUAGACGAAGUUUGCUGGCCAGCAGAUUUAUGAAUAUGGAAAUAUGUAUACCAAAUGGCUCUUUUAUUUGCCUGUUUACGUGGCAGCAAAUUUGACCAGCUUCCCAUUAGCAGGGAUAUGGAUCCACAGAUAGGAUUAACACUGCCUUGCGGCACCUGAACAUGUUAGUGCAGUCGGCCAUCCUUUUGGUUUUAUCUUCGAUUUUUCCAGAUCUGUUUUAAAAACAGUUCUAAUUUUGUUGGUACUUUUACGAAAAUAAGUUAAAAUUCCUUUC
Molecule: messenger RNA, 1889 nt
Organism: Drosophila elegans
Lineage: Eukaryota; Metazoa; Arthropoda; Insecta; Diptera; Drosophilidae
Product: casein kinase 1-like protein 12
Exons: 1
Coding region: 186-1187 (333 amino acids)
Biological process (GO): endocytosis; peptidyl-serine phosphorylation; signal transduction
Cellular component (GO): nucleus; cytoplasm
Molecular function (GO): ATP binding; protein serine/threonine kinase activity
Source: RefSeq, a predicted model, not a curated record